AUGGCGGCGGCGGCGGCGGCGGCGGCGGCGGCGGCGGCGGCGGCCCGGGAGCGGCGGCGGGAGCAGCUGCGGCGCUGGGAGGAGGCGGCGGCGGCGGCGCCGGGCGCGGGGGAGGCGGCGGCGAGGCCGGGCCCGCCCCGGGUGCGCUUCGAGCGCCAGGCCGAGUUCCGAGCGGUCUGCGCAGGCGCGGAGCUGGCCGAGGCGCGCGCCAUGGUCAUGGCGCCCGAGGGCGGGGGGCGCGCGCUGCUGGGCGGGGCCAACGCGGACGGGAUCAGCGCGCUGCACCAGGCGUGCAUUGACGAGAACAUGGAGGUCGUGCAGUUCCUGGGGGGGUUUGGGGGAUCCCUGGGGGUGUCCCCAUUGCUGUCCCCAUUGUCCCCAUUGUCCCCAUUGUCCCCAUUGCUGUCCCCAUUGUCCCCAUUGUCCCCAUUGUCCCCAUUGUGUCCCCAGGCGUGCAUUGACGAGAACAUGGAGGCGUGCAUUGACGAGAACAUGGAGGUCGUGCAGUUCCUGGUCGAGAGCGGCGCCGACGUGAACCAGGCCGACAACGAGGGCUGGACCCCCCUGCACGUGGCUGCGGCCUGCGGGUGCCGCCACAUCGCCCA
Messenger RNA from Zonotrichia leucophrys gambelii, 605 nucleotides. RefSeq names its product protein phosphatase 1 regulatory subunit 12C-like. The annotation marks the transcript as partial. Gene Ontology annotation, cellular component: cytoplasm. The transcript is spliced from 3 exons. Gene Ontology annotation, molecular function: enzyme inhibitor activity; phosphatase regulator activity; protein binding. NCBI's taxonomy places the organism in Eukaryota, Metazoa, Chordata, Aves, Passeriformes, Passerellidae. The record is from RefSeq and is a predicted model, not a curated record.